Messenger RNA from Pyricularia pennisetigena, 1092 nucleotides. RefSeq lists its product as uncharacterized. The transcript has 6 exons. Gene Ontology annotation, biological process: tRNA 5'-leader removal; tRNA 3'-end processing; endonucleolytic cleavage in ITS1 to separate SSU-rRNA from 5.8S rRNA and LSU-rRNA from tricistronic rRNA transcript (SSU-rRNA, 5.8S rRNA, LSU-rRNA). Gene Ontology annotation, cellular component: multimeric ribonuclease P complex; ribonuclease MRP complex. Bases 1 to 1092 code for a protein of 363 amino acids. The record is from RefSeq and is a predicted model, not a curated record. Lineage: Eukaryota; Fungi; Ascomycota; Sordariomycetes; Magnaporthales; Pyriculariaceae. Gene Ontology annotation, molecular function: ribonuclease MRP activity; ribonuclease P activity.
AUGCUUCCGCUCAGAGAACAAAAGUCUAUCUACCAAACGCCAAAAUGCUAUUUUACGUAUGGCGCCAUGGUUCAUGUUGAUCCGAAGCAGCCACCUUCAAAAGGCAAGCCUUGGACAACGUUGGCAUCACGGGAUUUCAUUCACCAGGUCGAUCUGAUUCUCCCACAAGAAAUAUUCAAUAUAUUUCAGCAAAAAGUGCUUAACAGCCACUUGCCGCCUCAAUAUAAAAGGGUCACCAUGACCCUUGGGCAGGUUUUAGAGAAAGAUUUCUUUCAGGAGUAUCUGAAGAUAGGCAACAUCCUGAUGCUCUCUGAAGGGAGGCCAGGACAAGACAAUGUCUUCACCAUAAAGGAUGGUAAACUCACCAUGUUUCUGGACCGAGAGACGUACGAACGCGCCGGAAUGGUUGGUACUACGCAUGGCGUCAAGGGCGAUAGGGGCCUGAGACCACGAUGGAUUGUGGAAUAUGAUCUUCGAGCUCCAGCCAGCUUUCCGGGCAAAAAGGGGUUCGACCGGUUGAUCUACGCCACCAAGAACGCACUGAAUUUUCCAGUCACCUGGUUGUUCUGCAACCUAGGAAAAACCCCUGACCCCGACCCAUUGCUCGCCCAUUUCCCAACCACAUACACAUCCACACCAGGUAUCACCCGAGACUUUUCAGUCCUCAUUCCGGAGCUGAAACCAGAGUCAAAUACUGUGAUCAAAGAUGACAGAGACGAAGCUGAGAGGUUCGCCACCGAGACUUACGAAUGGCUUUCACUCGUUCGUCUGGUGAGCCCAAGAGUUUCGGUCCGUGAUGAUGUUGAUCCGUACAUCAGCCAAUACAGUUUUCCAGAAGGUCCCGGAGACCGAGAGCCUUCCCCUGGCGCUGUCUGCAAGAUCACCUGGCGUGGCCUUCUAGCUGCUGACUGGGCUCGGAAUCUGUUCAUGGAGAUUCUUGUUGCCUUGCCUUCCAAGUCAUGGUUUUCCCUGAGUAUCAACAGCUUUACGAUGUCGAAGGGUUUGGCGGCCGACAGCACCGACUUGACAAUAAUGCGCCCACCUAAUACGCCGGGAGAAUAUCUGCAGUGGGAGAUCAAGGGCCAUGAAUGA